Molecule: messenger RNA, 1224 nt
Organism: Brugia malayi
Lineage: Eukaryota; Metazoa; Nematoda; Chromadorea; Rhabditida; Onchocercidae
Gene: Bma-cyb-3
Product: Cyclin, N-terminal domain containing protein
Exons: 8
Coding region: 1-1224 (407 amino acids)
Biological process (GO): mitotic cell cycle phase transition; regulation of cyclin-dependent protein serine/threonine kinase activity
Cellular component (GO): cytoplasm; centrosome; nucleus
Molecular function (GO): cyclin-dependent protein serine/threonine kinase regulator activity
Source: RefSeq, a predicted model, not a curated record
AUGAUUCCGGCUAAUUCUAAACGGAAUAUUAACCCGACACAUAGUGACAUUAAAAAUGCUUUGCCGAGAAAAAAUAAACGGACGGGAUUGACCGAUUUGAGCAAUGCCAUCAGCUCAACUUUACAUAUUAGUUCAAAAGUCAGCGAAAAUAUUGAAAAGCAGAAUAUCGAAAAGCCCAGGAGAGUGCAACCCGUUGUACGAGCUAAGUCUGAAGAGAGAAAAUCCGUGCGUUUCAAUGAAGCAAAGUAUGAAUCUGAUUCGGAAGCCUCCAAACAUUUGGAUUUAACAAUCUGGAUGGAUCCAUGUCCGGAAUUUGAUUAUGAUGCUACUAAUCUUGGUGAUCCGUUCCAAGCUCCGGAGUACGCAAUGGACAUCUUCAAUUACUACCAUCAUCGAGAACUAAAGUUUCGUGCUUUUGAUUAUCUAUGCAGACAUCCGUUACUGAAGAAAAUCCGUCGUGCAAAAGUUGUUGAUUGGUUUGUGCGGUGUCAAGAAGAUUUUGAGGUCAAUCAUGAAGUGCUGUAUCAUACUGUCAAAUUGUUUGAUCUCUAUAUGUGCGCUACCAACAAUAUGGAACAAUUUGAUUAUAUCGGAGCAGCUGCAAUGAUUGUUGCAGCGAAAUUAGAUCAGCAAGGUCCACCUCUUCCCGAUGAUUUCAUAAAUCUUCCUGUCACUGACAGAGUCAAAAAAGUCAACAAUUACGAACGGCGAAUUUUAACUGCACUCAACUGCGAUGUCAAUUUUCCCCUUUCAUAUCGUUUUUUGCGACGUUAUUCUCGUACUGGAGGUUUGGACAUGCAAACACUCACAGUGGCACGUUAUGUGCUGGAAACAUCACUGCUUUUCUAUGAAUUUAUUUGUGUUCCAGACAGUUUAAUGGCUGCCGCAGCUUUACUUCUGUCUAUGAGGAUGAUACGAGCUGGAGAAUGGUCAACAAGGUUGAUCAAAUAUUCUGGUUAUAAAUUGGAGCAUGUAGAGCCGCUUAUGUGGCGCUUAAAUCAUAUGAUGAGGAUGCGUUCAAAAGUCUAUCCAGCAUGCAUAAGCAUAGAGGAGAAAUAUAGCCAUCCGAUUUUCUACAGUGCUGCCGACAUACAACUCCUCCCGGAUAAGCGUCCACGUAAUGAACCAGUUGGACCACCUGUAGGUCUCGGUUUCGAAACUGUAGAACACGAACCAGUUGGACCACCUGUAGAUCUCGGUUUCGAAACUAUAGAACUUGUUUGA